This is a messenger RNA of Erythranthe guttata (spotted monkey flower), 2332 nucleotides long. RefSeq names its product PHD finger protein MALE MEIOCYTE DEATH 1. NCBI's taxonomy places the organism in Eukaryota, Viridiplantae, Streptophyta, Magnoliopsida, Lamiales, Phrymaceae. The record is from RefSeq and is a predicted model, not a curated record.
UCUCUCUCUCACUCUCUCUCUAAAUCUUCGCCAGUAUUCAAACUGGAGGAAUCCGUUGCAAUACGAACUGCAGAGAAACCUAGGUUGGUUCACUCAACGUGAUCACACACACCCCGACAAUUAGUUACCGCUCCAAUCAAAUUGACCGAAAGCCCCACAAACGAAAAGCACAACCUUCACCAUCUUUCCCGCUCUUACAAGGGCACAUCCGUAAAUUCAACACCCAAAAUAUUUCAAGCGCCACUGCCAUUUUUCUUCUUCACAAAUCAAAAACUCUGAAACUGUGAAACAAACAGCACCGAGAAAAAAAACACACACACACACACACACGCACACACACACACACACGCACACACACAAGGCGAUUUCGCAGGGUUUUUUUUUGUUGCAAAUUUUUUCUCCGAUGGAUUUCGAUUUUGUUUCAUCGUACGAGUAGGAAGAUCAGAAAUAGGGUUAAUUCGAAGAAACUGUUCGAAUUCGACAAUUUCGCAGUCCCCAAUUCCAUGAAGAAAACUCUCGCCGGAGCGUUCAGAGACAACGUUCGCGUUUUCCUCCAGAAUUUCGCCGAAAUCGAGGAGUACACCGUCGGAGAAAUGACCGUUUGGUCGACGUUGCUUUUCUCUCAAGACGAAGGAGUUUUCCCACUCUACACUGUGGAGGAAACCGCUGAAAGCUCUCCCGAUCCUUUCUGCAAUCACUGCGAAGCAGCAGGAUGGGGUCACCAUUUUGUUUGUCAGAGAAAGUACCAUUUCAUAAUCCCCGAGAAGGAGAAUUGGAAUCUGCCAUUGGAUGAAAUUGACGAAACGCAUUGCCAUUAUCUCUACGGUUUGAUUCACUGCAAUGGCUACGGUCAUCUCAUCCGCGUCAACGGUUUGAAAAACAACUCCAAUUUCUUCUCUGCAGAUGAUACCAUGGAGUUCUGGGACCGUCUCUGCACUGUUCUCAAAUCCAGGUAUAUUUCGGCUCGUCACGUUUCAAGAAAGGAAGCAAUCGAGCUGAGUUUGAUCCACGGUGCAGCGUAUGGAAAAUCAUGGUUCGAAAAAUGGGGCUACAAAUUCAGUGGCGGAAGCCCCGGAAUUACAGAGCAGAAAUACGGCGAAACGAUCCAAUCCCUAGGCUCGUUAAACCUCGAUAGCAUCGUCGCUGAUUUGAAAAACAGGAGCAGAAACAUGAAGAGGAUCAAAGAAAUGAUAGACGUGUACAGAAAAUUCAGUGGGAAACCACUGUUCACUAUAACUGACUUGUUAAGACUGAUGCUAGUUUUCGAAUCGAGAGUUCAAAAGGAUGUUUCGAAUGCGUGCAAGUAUGGCGGAUCAGAAACAGGGGAAAGUAGCCCGAUGGGAUUCGAGAAAUUUGUUGAUUCGAUGACUAAAGAUUGCAGGUGGCCUUCUAGAAGGUUGGAGAAUGUGCUUUACGUCAUUGUCGGUUUGCUAAAGGAGCACAGAGCAAAAAACGGCGAAAGUGGAAAUGCCAUUUCUAGGCAAGAACUGAGAGACGGGGCUAGAAAAUCUAUAGGAGACACUGGUUUGAUCGACUAUGUUCUAAAAUCGAUCAAGUGUUUCACAAUCGAUAAUCUAAUUAUUCGCCGUGCUAUAAACCCUUAUUCAAAAUUGGCCGAGUUCAAUAUUCGAGAUCAAGAAGCUUCGAACGGAGCAACGAGUGUAAGGCUGAGGCUGGGCUUGAGCCUGUCGCGAGACAUACGUUUUCUGUACGAGAAUGUUUUAUCGGAGUACAUCGAGAGUCAUUUUUUCUUGACAAACAACUAUCACUUUGUGAAGGAAUGGACUAUCAAGAGGGAGAUUACCAAGAACAACAAAAUGGAGUUAACGUGUAAGGUUCUGCCGAGCUUCGAUGAGAUGGAGACGGAGCUGACUAGGCGGCUGCCGCCAGGUGAGAUGGUGGUGGUGGACCCGUGGAUUACGAUCGGUGAGCUGAGAGUGGCGGCACAGUGGGCAUUGAGAGAUACCUAUUGUGUGAUGGAUGAAUUUGAGGUGACUCAAAUCGGAGGGUUGAGGAGAAUCGAGGACGAGAAGGUGGUGUAUGGUACUGUGGGGCCCGGUUCGGAGGUUUGGGUGAGAGGGCGUGGGUUCGAUUUUUCGACGGUGAUUAGGUAUGAAGAUGAAGGGAGGAAAAGUAGGGGAUGAUAUUGAAGUUUAUUGAUUUGCCACGGAUUUGUAAGAAUGGGAGAAGUGUAGAGAGAAAUAGGACAUUUUUGUGUAAGGGAAAGCAUGGUGGCAGAAAUUGGUAAUGGUAUGUAUGGUAAUUAAUAUAGUUUAUAGGUACGUAAUUAAUGACGUCAUUAAUAUAUACAUGAUAAUUAAUACCUUUAUGU